CUAGGCGACACGAUGUGCGUGUGUGCGGAACCGGCCGGCAUCUUCUGCGUGUGCGCUAAUGCCGGCUGAUUCGUCCACGUGAACCCGUUCCCCAACAUAACAUUCCCAACACACGUACAAUACACAACUGAAAACAGUGUUUAUUUUCUACGUCGCAGCAACGAUACCGAUCCAACUUUAACUCGCCCAAAUCAUAGCACGCCGUCAUAACAAUCAACCCGCGAUAUUAUUCAAUUUGUCUAGCACGUCAAUCGGUUAAAUUAAUCAGUUUCGUGUAGAAAAAUCCGCGCAGAUAAGACGCGAUGGCGAAAACAUCGUUCGACUCAUUCAGAGAUCUCGACUUGACCCGUGACGAGAUCGAUCGCAUCGGCGAGGCGCUAAAAGACAAAGAAUUCCGCAAGUUGUUUAGUGACUACGUGACCGAAGUGAACGAUCCAGAAAACCGGCGUAUUUUCGAAAAGGAGCUGACACAAUUGGAACGCGAGCGCGGAGUAGAUGUUACGUUCAUCAACCCCCAACCCGGUUAUGUCAUCAAGACAAGUGUGAAUGGAAGUAAAAAAGCCUUUGUCAACGUGUGCUCCAGUGAACGAAUUGGUCAGCCUUCGUCGAAGCCAACGUAUCAGGACGGUGCUAAGGGAUUGCAGUGGACUCUGCCGCAUUCGUUGGCACCUCCUCGUGAAGACAUCGACAACAAGAAGAUUGUUUGUCAGGUAUUUGAUGUGGUUUUUCAUCCUGAUACAUUGCAUCUUGCACUGAAAAAUCCAGCAUUUAAGAAUAUGGUCAAUAAGACUGCAUGUGAUGCAGUUGAGAAUAACUUUGACUGUAAAUUGGAUAUGAAAAACUUGAAAUUUCCAAAUUUGAAGUUCAAGGGCAUUGCAAGACCCACCAUUAUUAGGAAACAAAUUGACAACCAUCAGAAUAAGAGUACAAGUGAAGAAAGUGAAAUAAUGAACAAAAUUUUUGAGCAAAUGCCUAAAGUUGCUGAAGCACCUAAGGCUAAACCCUCAAGGCCCAGAAAAAAUUCCACUGAAGAAAAGUCCAAAUAUACAACACCCAAAUAUGAAAUCAAACAUAGAAGUCACAUUGAACUUGAAAACUUUACCUAUGAUAGAUCUGCCAAAAUGAAUUCCGCCAUUCCCAAGGAGUUGGUGGUAGAAAUAUGUCUGCCUUUGUUAAAGGCAGCCACAGAUAUUGAUCUGGAUGUUACUGAAAAGACAGUACAACUUAAAAGUGAGACACCAGCCAAGUACAAACUUUCCAUUACAUUACCAUACAAAGUACAGGAGGCAUCUGGCAAUGCAAAAUUUGACAAGGAUACCAAGAAACUGAUUGUCACCCUACCCGUGAAGAGGAAUACCAGGAUAAUUAAUGAUUAUGCGAGAGAAGAUAGCGGUGUGGAGAGUGAUCAUGGAUCAAUCUCACCACCAAGGGAAAAGGUAUCCACGCCGCCUCCUGAAGUUGAAAAGACUGCCUUUUUAGAUUCUUCAAUUGAAUACACUUUACCUGAAUAUACAUGCCACCUUUGUGAGAAUCUAAUAUUUACUCUGUCGGUGAAAAACGUACAUGAGAGCACCAUCGAAAAAAUAUUCAACGACGCUAACACCGCCCUUCACUUGAAAUUUACGAGCAUUAGUGCGGGUCACUUUCCAGCUCAUUACGCUUUCUAUGUUAAGCUGCCUGCCCAUUUCGUCAAUCCUGAGGCGACUACAAUUGAAACAUGGGACAACAAUGUCGUGGUACAAAUUGCUUUUACUCCUUGCAAUAAGGAACUCACCUCUUAUUUGGUGGGUGUUUGCGAGGAUAGUUUAGAAGAAAAAUCUGUUGAUGGGAAGCAGCUCAUCGCACCGGAAUUGGAUGUGGACGAUGACCCGGACGAUGAGCAACAUGAUUCUGAAGAGGAACGACAACGUCCGACUAUUGACAGAGCAGUAACAAAACCUCAAGUACAAAAAGCGAAUAAAAUUGUCGACACCGUGGAUUUGAAUCCAGAACCCAAGACAAAGGCGAUUGAUAUUAUGGGUUCUUAUUCCGAAUCGUCCGGGGACGACAUGAGCUGUAAUAGUUACAGUCCCAAGUACAAAGGGAUCUUGAAGAGAAUGUCUGUCUCUUCCAGGAGCUCCGUUAGCCGCAGUAUUUCCGAAUCCAGCAUUGAUGAUUUUACUUGGACAUCUUCGUUCGAGAAUUGUUACUCGGUUAGCCAAGACUCUGUCAUCCAUGAGGAGGAAGGUGAACCAUCGACCAGUUUGAAGAAAACCGUCCGUUUUAAUAAUCACGUGCUACGGCAACUUUUUAGAUCGAAUUCAAGUAUUUUGGGACAAAAGAAGAAGAACCUUAGGAAGAAUCGCAAUAAAAAGCGCGCAAAUGAGCGUCGUCAUAGUGAGAGCGAAGUGUCCGAGGGUGAGAAGGAGAGAGAAUCGAAGACUAACAGCUUUAAGAAGCAAUCCUCAGAUAUGGACAACAAUAAUCCAGAGGAAAGCAAGAAGGAUGAAAACAUUUUCCCCAUUGAUAUCUAAUGCAUGUUGAUCCAGUGCUUCAUAAAUCAUGUAUCAAAACUUAAUCUUUUUGUUUAGCGUAGUUCCUAGCGAGUAAUACCAGUGAUUUAGUAUUCACUUGGCACACAGAAACAUCAUUUUUUCAUCUACAUUACAAAUAUGAAAAUAAUUUAAGUAUUACUUUCAGUAUGGUGCAGAAUGCAUGUUUCUAUAGUGUUAGGUGUUUGUUCAAACAAUUGCUUUCUUUUUGUGAUACCAAAUUGCGUGCUAUAAAUUUGGUCAGAGUUAACAUUACAUUGUUUACUUCACGUUUACUUUACUAUGGGGACUCUGUAAUAUGAAUCCGGUGAUUAAUUGAAUAGUAGUUAAGCGAAAGAUAACACUUUUAUAACUUGAUACUUCUUUAUACACAGAAUAACACAACCAUUAUACAAAUGUUCUUAAUGAAUGUAUAUUGAUCAAUUUUUUUCUGUGAGAAAUAUAGGUGAUACGAAGUACUAAUAAACAAAAGUAUAAAAUGUUAAA
Molecule: messenger RNA, 3017 nt
Organism: Dalotia coriaria
Lineage: Eukaryota; Metazoa; Arthropoda; Insecta; Coleoptera; Staphylinidae
Gene: Nop17l
Product: Nop17 like
Exons: 2
Coding region: 303-2513 (736 amino acids)
Biological process (GO): axonemal dynein complex assembly
Cellular component (GO): cytoplasm
Source: RefSeq, a predicted model, not a curated record